Molecule: messenger RNA, 3410 nt
Organism: Archocentrus centrarchus (flier cichlid)
Lineage: Eukaryota; Metazoa; Chordata; Actinopteri; Cichliformes; Cichlidae
Product: discoidin, CUB and LCCL domain-containing protein 2
Exons: 15
Coding region: 325-2388 (687 amino acids)
Biological process (GO): wound healing
Cellular component (GO): plasma membrane
Molecular function (GO): signaling receptor activity
Source: RefSeq, a predicted model, not a curated record
GACUCGGGUAUCCCAAAUCCAGGAGGAGGAGCCUCGGUGGACGGGAGGAAGUAGCUCUACAGAUUGGAUGUGUGUGUGUGCGCGAGUGGAGCGUUUACCUCCAUAGUGUGUUUGUCGCAAACCACUGGAUUGUUAAAAGAUAAGCCAAAAGGAAAGAAAAGGAAAGGAAAGAAAAAAAAUCCUCAGGAAGAAACCACCCGCAGACUGUAUCUCGAAGAGAUGAAGAUUUUCCUUUGGUUUUAUUUCCACGGUACAGGUUGAAGCAGCCGGCCAGGAAGCGAGCAUUAUGCAUUCAGACUGCAGGCUGCUAUAGGCAGAGCGGUAAUGGUGGGCAGGGGAGCGACAGGGGCCGGGGUUCUCGUCCUGUCGAUACUCAUCAUUCUCACCACGGAAAGCUGUCGAGCGCAGAAAGGUGAUGGCUGUGGUCCCAGUGUACUUGGCCCUGAGAGUGGGACUCUGUCCUCUCUGGGGUACCCAAGGACCUACCCAAACAACACUGUGUGUGAGUGGGAGAUCAGUGUGCCUCAUGGCAAGAGGAUCCAUUUUCUCUUUGCUUUAUUGGACAUAGAAGACAGCGACUGCCAGGUCAACUACCUCCGCCUCUACAAUGGCAUCGGACCAAACAGGAGCGAGAUUGUGAAGUACUGCGGUUUGGGGCUGAAGGUUGAACAUCUGAUCAAUUCCACUAGUAACCAGGCCACUGUGCAGUUCAUGAGUGGGACCCACCAUACUGGACGCGGAUUCUACCUGUCCUACUCCACCACUGAAUAUGCAGAUCUAAUCACCUGCGUGGACAAGGGAACUAACUUCUCUGAGGCAGAGUACAGGAAAUACUGUCCAGCAGGCUGCUUGACAUCUACAGAGGUUGUUUCUGGAUCUAUACCUAAAGGUUAUAGAGAGUCCUCCCCUCUGUGUGUGGCAGCAAUCCACGCAGGUGUGGUGUCCAAUGCGGCAGGAGGGAAUAUCAGUGUGGUCAACAGCAAAGGCAUCUCUCACUAUGAGGGCACGCUGGCUAACAACGUCACUUCCACUGUGGGAACUCGGUCAGACAGUCUCUUCACUUUCAUGACCAGCGGUUGCUAUGGAACCCUGGGUUUAGCAUCUGGUGGUGUUGCUGAUACUCAGCUCAGUGCUUCGUCUGUGUUGGACUGGAGUAGCAGUGAGCACGGCGUGUGGGCACCAUCAGGGGCACGGCUCAGAAAGGAGGGACUGCCCUGGGCUCCUUCUCAGAGUGACCAGCAGCAGUGGCUGCAGGUGGAUCUCAAGAAGGAGAAGCGGAUCACAGGAAUCAUCACCACUGGUUCUGCCCUCAGUGAUGAAAAGUGCUACGUUUCAGCAUACCGGGUCCUGUACAGUAACAACGGCAAGCAGUGGUCCAGCUACAAAGAAUCAAAUUCAACACAAGACAAGAUUUUCCAAGGCAACAACAACUACGGGGACGAGGUGAGGAAUAACUUCAUUCCACCAGUUGUGGCCCGGUUUGUGAGGAUCAGUCCCAUCUCAUGGUACAAGAGAAUUGCACUCAAGUUGGAGCUGCUUGGCUGCCAAGUUCUUUCAGACGGGCGAACAGAAAUGAGGCCAAGGAUGGUCUCUCCUCAUCACACUCCAGCAGCUGCUGGUACAAAACACCCACCUCACCUUGGCCUAACAACACCUCCCCCGAACAUCAGAAACACCACCAUGCCUCCCCACACUGGUAAAGAUGUGGCUCUGGCAGCAGUGCUGGUUCCUGUGUUAGUCAUGGUCCUGACUCUCAUCCUGAUUGUGGGUUGUGCUUGCCACUGGAAGAACAGGAAAAAGACCUCUGAAGGAACAUAUGAUCUUCCUCACUGGGAUAGCACAGACUGGUGGAAAAGCAUGAAGCAGCUGCUGCCCUCCAAGAUGGUGGAGACUGAGGAUUCAGUGCGAUACAGCAGCAGUGAAGUCAGCCGUCUAACGGGAAGAGGUGUCGUACCUGGACUACAUGCUGAACCUGCAGAAUAUGCCCAGCCACUGGUAAGCGGUGUAACAACAUUAGGCCCACGGUCAACCUUUAAACCAGAUGAUGGACCCACCCCAAGAUACUCUGAUCCAGACCUGUACGAUGCCCCCAUCUCUCCAGACAUAUACCAUGCCUAUGCAGAGCCCCUGCCAUCUUCAGGAUCUGAAUACGCUACACCCAUUGUGGUUGACAUGGGUUUGAACCAGCCCUCGACUUUAUGUAAUUUCGUGGGUCCUGGGCCCAUGAAUCCUGCACCACUGCAUCCAUGGACAGACAGUGGCCAGUCAGGGAGCACUGCAUACGAUAGACCCAAAAAUUCCACUGGACAUGCCACGCCCCCUGAGGAUCUGACCUAUCAGGUACCUCAGAAGCAGAGAAGCACUCAAAAGGCAACAGGACAAGGCUGAAGAGUUUGAAUGCACAUGGCCUUAAUCUGCACCUCGCUACCAGCACGACCCAGAGGAUAAAGACAGGGUUGCUGGAGGAGACGUGAACCUGUCAGCCCUUGAGUUUUGGGCUUGAGUCUUGAAUGAACACUACCUUUGCUUUAGAUUCAUCCGGAGAUGCCUGUGUUGCCUAAUUGUUUCUGCAUGGCCACAAACAGCUCGUGUAGAGUCCUAUCACUGAAAUCACAAAGAUGAAUGUGCUUGUGCCAGGCGUGAGUUGGAAAUGGGUGAACGGAAAGAGGGGAGGAUGAAAAGAAGAAAGCUGACUACUGUUUGAUAAAGACUCUGUCCCUGUUCUGUGAUUUUUAUUUUUAUUUUUUUAAAGGUCUUGCAUCCUGUGAAACUGUGAUUUCCAUUCUGCCGUUGUCUGUUACACACUAAACUAGAUUCAACUGAAAAGUACCCGACGAUUCAUCAAAUCUGAGGGUUUUCAUACUGAAUUAACUGCAUGUGGAGGAGUUCCUCCUUUGUAGAGAAACUCUUGCUUUCCAUGGUACGUUGUCUUAUUUUGUUUAAAAGCAUGACUUGAAAUUGUGUAUAGUUCUAGUAAUUCCAUUACUGCAAUUCUGUUCAAACUCAAAUGAUUUAUUAAUAUUUAUUUUUUAUUUCACAUCCUGCUGAUAAGGAGAGACUCUUUAAUAAUCUAACAUCCCGCCACUCGGUGACAGCAAAUCAAAGAAUUGGGAAGGUGCACCGUUGUGGGCGCCUCACUGACAAUUAGCGGUUUUUGAUCAAUCCCGUUUAGAGAUGGAAAAGAAACUGACUGGGAGAAUCAAUCGAGUGAGCUUCCAAAAAUCCUUUGAAAAUACUUUUUGUAGUAUUGGAGACCAAACGUUGCCUUUUCUGAUUCACAAGAUCCGACUUUAACAAUCGUGCCAACAUCGCAAGUUUAACCAAAUAAACGUUAGAGCAGUCUUAAGACUUUUUUUUUUUUUUCCAACAUUGUUGAAUGAUGCAAAAACAAACCAAAAAAAAAAAAAAAG